Molecule: messenger RNA, 2881 nt
Organism: Malaya genurostris
Lineage: Eukaryota; Metazoa; Arthropoda; Insecta; Diptera; Culicidae
Gene: Sox21b
Product: SOX domain-containing protein dichaete
Exons: 6
Coding region: 749-2125 (458 amino acids)
Biological process (GO): anatomical structure morphogenesis; cell differentiation; regulation of DNA-templated transcription
Molecular function (GO): RNA polymerase II cis-regulatory region sequence-specific DNA binding; DNA-binding transcription factor activity, RNA polymerase II-specific
Source: RefSeq, a predicted model, not a curated record
GGUUGUUGUUGUUGUAAACAAGUAUCGUAAAAUGUCAGUAACGUCGAAGGUUUUUGCAAGUUUGGAUGUUUUAUUAUCAAUUAUACAAACAUAUAGUGGCACAAGGGAAUUUUGCAGCUGUGCGGUAAAAUAUAAUGAAUAAAUCACUUAAUUAGCAUUCCGAUUCAUUUGCUGCCGGGUGUGAAGUAGUGAAAUGUCGCGUCAAGUGCAAUCGCCAUUGUGACAGUUUUGACAAGCUUCGGAUGUUUCGGCGCGGUACCGUAGGUCAAACACAAAUAGAACCCCGUUUUGCAUACUAUGCUCUGUGCGGCGUAGAUGUCAAGUGAAAAAAAAAUUGUCCAACCGACGCGCUGAUUCCGAUGAGUCGCGUGCAGUGUGUGGAAUUCGAAGAGAAGAAAGUAAAAAAGAUUGUGACUAGUCUAUUGUAACGGUCACAAUAGCGCGAGUGUCAUUCCCCUAUGGAAAAGUGCAGUGACGUACCCCACAAAACGGGAAUAGAAUAGUUCUCUCGUUUUCAAAUGUAAAAACGACAUCAAAAAGUAUAAUUUACCAACCAAUAUCAUACAAAGAAAGGUAGCACCCGCUCAUCGGCAACCUGUCAAAUCGAAAAAGACGGACCAUCUUUUGAACGAAGAUAACAAAGAAAAUAGCGCUUACAACCGGGAUAGAAGUAACUGCCGGUCCAGCGGCAGACAAUUAGCUAAUCAAGCUCCGAGCAAGCUCUGCCGCCGGGCCGCCCUCCUUCAAGAUGAUGGAUCGGAUACCGUCACUGUCAAUACCGGGCUUAUCGUUGUCCCAUCCGCUGUCAAUACCGACUUCGCAGAAUCUCACGAAUCAAUCAUCGCACGCCGCAUUGAAUUCACUUAAUUUGCACACCCAAAAUCUGCAUGCCGCGUCAUCUGUGAACGCUCUGCACAGUUCCCAGGGUGGCACAACGACGGCGCAUGCCGUGGCCGCGGCUGCUAACCUGCACCAGAAUGUAGGAGGACUGCUGAACGGAACCGGCAACAGCAACGGGAACUUGCAGCCCUACGUAACAGUCCAAAGUUCUCCCUACUAUUACAGCCUACUGGGGCAAACGAUGAUGAAGAAACCCGCCGAGGAGCACAUCAAACGUCCGAUGAAUGCCUUCAUGGUGUGGUCCCGAUUGCAGCGACGGAAAAUCGCCCAGGACAACCCAAAAAUGCACAACUCGGAGAUCUCCAAACGACUCGGAGCCGAAUGGAAGCUGCUGACCGAGGAUGAAAAACGACCAUUCAUCGACGAAGCGAAAAGGCUUCGGGCGAUGCACAUGAAGGAACACCCAGACUACAAGUACCGGCCGAGGAGGAAACCGAAACCGAUCCGGCGCGACGGGUAUCCCUAUCCGAUGACGUAUCCCUCCGUACCGGUCGAUGCUUUGCGAGCAGCUUAUUUCGUUGAUUCCGCAGGCAUCUCACCCAGCUACUUUGCACCAGGUGCUCCGUACCACUUAGGAAGUCAUUUGUCACAAGCUAGUCCUCCCACGACCCAGUCUUCAAUCUCCUCCCAGAUGGACGUCUCCAAAUUUGCUCUAGAUCGCAGCGCUUACUUAAAUACGGCAGCUGCUGGGGCUCUGUAUGACACCACAAAAUCACAAACGAAUCCUUACAGUGCAUAUCUGGAUCCGACAACUGUACUGACCAAGGCGUACUUCGAUUCGAAAAUGUAUCAAGAUCGAGCUACAGCAGCCGCCAGUUACGCGUUCGAUAUUUCCAAAAUUUACGGCUCCACGGCUCAGCAGCAACAGCAACAGCAGCAGCAGCAACAACAACAACAAGCUCAUUCUCAGGCACAACAACAGGCUCAUCAACAGCAGCAACACCAACUGCACCAUCAGCACCAGCUGAACGGUGACGACCGCGAACCGACGCCGCAGUUGAGCGAUGUCAAUGUGGACAUAAAACCACAGCUCGGAGAACAGAUGGACAGCUCGCCAUUGCAUAGCAACAGCUACGGGACAAAUAGUCUGCUCGGUGGAGGUGCCGCCGGCUUGUACCAGUAUGCCGGUGCUGGACAGACUGGCGGUGGUGGUGUCGUUGGGUCUGGUGCUGGCGGUGGCGGUGGAACCGGAGAUUACCGGCGCCCGCUGACGGUUAUAUUUUGACCAAAUUCCGAGGUGAUGGAUGACAGAGAUUAUUGAAAAAAAAACUAGACAUUAAGCUUACAAACAAUAGAUCAACGAUUACAAUUGCUGUGUAGAUUAUUAGGUGUUAUAUUUUUGAAUCAGCCAUCCUGUUAGUAUGGUUGCCUACAUAAAUCAUCCGUACUGCGUUUGAAACGAAUCCUAGAUUUAACGAGGCGCGUCCUUUUUCGGUAUGUUUUAACGAAGAAGUACAUCUUAGCUCACAACCCGGCUUCUCAACCGACCAGAAUAAGCGUAGACACAAACAUUUUAAAUUGUACCAGUUUGUAGAGAACUUUUUAGACUAGUUACGAUUGCAAACUUGUACGAAACGAUACUCUCAUGAAAUUUCAAAGCACGUGAUUUAUAUAUAAGAAAGUGAAUAACUGUAAAAAGCUUCAUGACACAUAAAUUAUGAUUACUCAUAUGGUAAGACAGGCACACACCUCUUUAAAAUAAAACUAGCAAAAAUUAUAGCUUAAGAAUACAUUCAACAUUUCCAAAUGUUUUAACAAAAAAAUUGUACUCCAAAAUGAAUAUACUCGUUACGAUACAAAUAUCUUCGACAAACAUUUAUCCCGAAGAGCAACAUGGAUCUUAUAUGACGCUGUUAAAUUAUUUCUUUUCACUUGUAAUGGCUAUGAAGCUUCCAGAAGAAUUCAUACCAACUAUUAUAAUAUCAACAUAAUGGGCAAAAGGAACGAAUAUUGAUUGAGUAAAAUAAACAUAAUCACAAAA